Molecule: messenger RNA, 7262 nt
Organism: Nyctereutes procyonoides (raccoon dog)
Lineage: Eukaryota; Metazoa; Chordata; Mammalia; Carnivora; Canidae
Gene: NR1I2
Product: nuclear receptor subfamily 1 group I member 2
Exons: 9
Coding region: 470-1681 (403 amino acids)
Biological process (GO): negative regulation of transcription by RNA polymerase II; cell differentiation; positive regulation of transcription by RNA polymerase II
Molecular function (GO): RNA polymerase II cis-regulatory region sequence-specific DNA binding; zinc ion binding; nuclear receptor activity
Source: RefSeq, a predicted model, not a curated record
CUGAAGUGUAGGUGAGAGACAAGGUUGGCUCACCUCCUGGGAACUAGGCUACGACUAGGAAAGAGGAAGCACGGCCUUAACUCCAACGGGAGCCACGGCCUCUGCCCCGCAAAGUGCUACUGAGAAAAGCAAAAGAUUAAGGUAAUGCUCCAGUCUUCACCAAGGCCACGACUUCAGAGGUACUGAGGUUUUGGUUGAUCCUUUGUUCCUGGUUAUUGAAAGCAGACCCCAAAGGAGAAGUCACAGCAAAGAAGUUGCCACAAAGCAGCCCCGCAGGCCCCGGAGCCAAGCUGGAGGCGAGACUCGGGGAAAGCGGGGACCAUGCUGACCCUGCGCCCUCGCAAGAAGCCGCCACGGCUCCCGGGAAGGCUGCUGGGGGCGCGGACGCCGGAGCUGGGUGUCCCCAGGUGUGUCGUGUGUGCGGGGACAGGGCGACCGGCUACCACUUCAACGUCCUGACGUGUGAAGGAUGCAAGGGCUUUUUCAGGGUCCGGAGAGAAGUGUCGCUGGGGCCCCGUGGCCUAGGGUCCCGGGUGGCCCCCAACCUGCCUUUCGCUCUCCGACCUCCCGCAGGAGAACCGUGAAACGCAACACGCGGCUGAGGUGUCCCUUCCGGAAGGGCGCCUGCGAAAUCACGAGGAAGACCCGGCGACAGUGCCAGGCCUGCCGCCUCCGCAAGUGCCUGGAGAGCGGCAUGAAGAAGGAGAUGAUCAUGUCCGACGCGGCUGUGGAGCAGAGGCGGGCUCUGAUCCGGAGGAAAAAGCGAGAACGGAUGGGUGCGUCGCCGCUGGGAGCCAAGGGGCUGAGUGAGGAGCAGCAGACUAUGAUCAGAGAGCUGAUGGAGGCCCAGAUGAAAACCUUUGACACCACCUUCUCCAACUUCAAGGAUUUCCGGCUGCCGGCCGUGUGCAGCAGCGGGCGCGAGGUCCCAGGAGCCGCGCACACUCCAGUGGGGGAGGAAGCUGCCAAGUGGAGCCAGAUCAGGGAGGAUCUGUGCUCCCUGAAGGUGUGCCUGCGGCUGCGGGGGGAGGACGGCAGCGUCCAGAACUACAAACCCCAGGCCGACCGCAGCGGCGCCGAGAUCUUUUCCCUGCUGCCCCACAUGGCCGACAUGUCCACCUACAUGUUCAAAGGCGUCAUCAACUUUGCCAAAGUCAUCUCCCACUUCAGGGAAUUGCCCAUCGAGGACCAGAUCUCGCUGCUAAAGGGGGCCACCUUCGAGGUGUGCCAGCUGAGGUUCAACACGGUGUUCAACGCAGAGACCGGAACCUGGGAGUGUGGCCGGCUGUCCUACUGCCUGGAAGACCCUGCAGGCGGCUUCCAGCAGCUUCUCCUGGAGCCGGUGCUGAAGUUCCACUACAGGCUGAAGAGGCUGCAGCUGCAUAAGGAGGAGUAUGUGCUGAUGCAGGCCAUCUCUCUUUUCUCCCCAGACCGCCCAGGUGUGGUGCAGCGCAGCGUGGUGGACCAGCUGCAGGAGAGAUUUGCCGUCGCCCUGAAGGUCUACAUCGAGUGCAAUCGACCGCAGCCUGCCCACCGGUUCCUGUUCCUGAAAAUCAUGGCCAUGCUCACCGAGCUUCGCAGCAUCAAUGCCCAGCACACCCAGAAGCUGCUGCGCAUCCAGGACAUACACCCCUUCGCCAGCCCCCUCAUGCAGGAGCUGUUCAGCAUCACGGAUGGCUGAGCCGCUGCCUCAGGAGAGCCUCCAGGGGGGGCAGCCAGAGCCUGAGCCCUCGGAGCUGCCAUUCCCCAGGACUAGAUAGACAGAUGGACACCGCUGAGAGCUGACAAUGCCCUACAGGCCCUGCCUCCCCAGGCAUCUCCCAGCCACAGCUCUGGCAAUGCUGCCUCACAUUGGAAGGGGACAAGGGUCUCGCCAGCCCCCAGCUCAGUCUGUGGAGAGUGAAGGCACGGACACUUGGAUGGAGAGCGCACGGCCUAUCGGUCAGGCCAUCCAGAGGCAAGACCACCCUCCCCUUAGAAAUGGGCCUGUGCUCUGGGGGAUCUAGUGCCAUGGUGGGAGAGGGCAAGGGUGCUUGGGGCUGGACCAUCUGAGAGUCUCCCCACACCCAAGUUCACUAGCUCCUUGGGUGCUUUCACUAAGUACCCCUGUGUCCCCCACCCCACUCGUUCCCCACCUGCAGCCUCCUGUCCUGAGCUCCUUAGUGUGCCCCAGGCCUGUGUUCAUCAGCAGGUGCUGUGGGAGGUCAGUGAGAGACCCUGUGAGGGGCCGGCAGCAAACGUCAGAGGCUCGUCAUGACCUCUUCUGCCUUCUGGGGCCCUCAUUCUGUGCCUCUGCAUCCAUCUGAACACAUUCAGGAGCACCAACAGAAUGCAGCUUGCUGGGGGGUAUACGCCCACUCAGACGUGGUUCCUGACCUUCAAGACUUUGAAGCUCAACCCAAGGAAACAAAGCAGAAACACAAGUGACUUUGAUCCAAAGAAGUGACAUAAGCAGCACAAGGACUCUCUUCCUGUGAAUGCCAAGCUCUGUGGGACUCUGCAUGCCCUUGAGGACCCAAGUGAGGGAUCUCUGGAACGCGUGUUCAUGGGAGGAAGGGUGCUAACCAGUGUGUGCACAUGUGUGGGACUUGGUUAGGUCUGCUCCACAUCUGAGCUGGGGCUUGCGUUUGCCCCUGACAUCUGACGGCUGUUGGUGUAAAAACAAAAAUGACCUAACUUGGUUUGCUCAUAAAAUGAUUAUUGCACGUAAAAAUCCAUAUAGAAAUGAUACACCUCCCCAACAUGCUGUAUGUGUUUAUAUGUAUAUAGAUGAUAGAUAGAUGAUAGAUAGAUACCAAAAUUAAAAAUGGAGAAAUUGGGGAUCCCUGGGUGGCGCAGCGGUUUGGCGCCUGCCUUUGGCCCAGGGCGUGAUCCUGGAAUCCCGGGAUCGAAUCCCACGUCAGGCUCCCGGUGCAUGGAGCCUGCUUCUCCCUCUGCCUGUGUCUCUGCCUCUCUCUCUCUCUCUCUGUAUGACUAUCGUAAAUAAAUUUAAAAAAAAUUAAAAAAAAAUGGAGAAAUUGAAUUAAAUACUCCUUGCCAUCCCCCCAGAUUUACCAUCCUCUUCUGCCUCAAGGAUAUAGAGCUCAUUUUUAAAAAAGAAACUGAGGAGAAAAAAGAGCUCCUCUUUCCAAAUAUGACAAAUACAGAUUUUGUUCCCAGUUUUGUCUCAUUUGGAAAUAUAAAUUUUAUUCAACUGUAUUCAUAAAUCCUAUGCAUCUCCUCUUCCCCAUUGAGUUAAUUUUAAAUUAAUUUCGGGCUCCUGAAUGAAUUCAAGGGCCCGAGAUAGUUGUUAAAUAUAGGCUAUAGUGAGGCAAAAAUUGGGAUGGGCUGUAAACUGUCCUGGUAUUGAUUUUAAAAAUAGCUGGGCAGCUGAAUUGAUAUGUACGUAGGAUUUAUAUGUUUUAUAAAAACUGUUGUAGUCCAAGUGUAGUUAAGAUUCAAGGUGAGAUACACCAAAUUGCUCACACAGGAUAUUUCAAUAACUUUGUGGAUCUUGAGUUUAUAGGGCUAGGAGCCAGAUUGCACUUUCCUACUCUCAACAUUUGGACUGCUCCAUUACUCCCUCUCCUGAGCCUUUGAGUGCAUAGAACUGUCAGUUCUGGGGCUGCUGUUCAUUUUCUAGGUCUUGCCUCAGGUGAGGCAAAGCUCAGGAGAAAAGCUCUUCUAAGUUCUUUUUUUUUUUUUAUUAAAGAUUUUAUUUAUUCAUGAGCGACAUAGAGGCAGAGACAGAGGGAGAAGCAGGCUCCAUGCAGGGAGCCUGAUGUGGAACUCGAUCCUGUGUCUCCAGGAUCAUGCCCUGGGCUGAAGGUGGCGUUAAACCACUAAGCCACCCGGGCUGCCCUCUCCUAAGUAAGUUCUGCUGGCCUUCUGGCCACCCCCACCCACCAUUAGCCAGGGGCACUAAGCAGCCAAUCUCUACCUGGCCCAGACUUUAAGGUCCCUUUUAAAGCAUUGACAUCAACAAGUCUUCCUGUGGGAAGGCUGGGGUGGCUUCUCCGUUCUGGAGAAGAGGAUGUAAAGAGAAACAGACUUUUGACUGACCAUCCCUUCCUGGCUUCUGACAACUUGGGGGCGUCUUAGUGCCAUGUUACACAGCAGCUGGUUACCUCUGGUAUAUCCCCUUACUAUAUGCACAGUGCUCCUAAAUCUGAAGGUGCUGGUGGGCAGAUGAAUAGCUUACUCCCAAGAAAUGAGUGGCCACACUAUCACUUUUGGUCACUUCCUUUCACAAACUUCUCCAUGAGGAGCUCUGCAGCCUGAUUCCUCCCUUUCUUGACUACUCUUCUAGAAUACCUGUGAAAUGGCACCUGCUACCAGUGCUCUCCUGAAAUGUGAUCCAAAGGACAGAUUGGUUGGUACUUUUUGGAAGACUUGAAAACUGAAAAUGCAGUCUUUCAGGCUUUUCGGUUAAAAGGGUAUCUUGCUCCAUUCCAAUAGAAGAGCAGUGAAUCCCAAAAGCACUUCAGUGCCAUCAGGAGGCCCAUCCCACAAGUCCCAUCAUUAUAUUUGCAUUUUCCCUCUUUUCCGCCAACCCCAUGCAACUGUAAACAUGUUUACUGUAAACUGUAAACAUAGUAAACAUGUUUAACUAUCUUUCAAGUUCUUUCAAGUAUUAGCCAACCCCCUCCCCACGAGAUAAAUAAAAUGAGCAAAUAAAGAGCAGACUUUAUCCAAUAUAAAUUUGUUUUUAUUGAAGCAGCAGUCACAUGACUUAAUAUCUAGCCUUUAGAUUAGGCCUGACAGAAUGAGCCAGCCCUAAAAAAAAUGAUGUUUCUUUUUGCACUAAGAGACAUAACAUGUUUACAUACAUCAUCCAGUAUUGGAAAUGAGCAGAUUCAAACACAACAUGUGUUGGUUACCUGGGAGGUACAGCCCCACGGUUCGUGGUGUUCAUAUAUUUUACAGAUACUCCCAAAGACCAUUACUAAUGGGAUGAAAGUUAAAAGAAAAUACAGCUACAGUAAACCAUGAACACAGUAAUCAAAGACUUUUACACAUUUUAAAAAUUUGUCCCUUUCAGGGAUAUUUUCUUUCUUUUCAAAGCAGUGUCUGCAAAGCUUCCUCUACACCAAAUCCAAAGGUUUCCAAAAUGGAAGCUGCACCUCUUGGGGCUAUACAAUGGAAUAAGAUAAUUUUAAAGAACGAGAACUAGUGUUUGUAUCUUGAUUUUUUAACAAAGAUCCAUGUUUCUCUAAUUGGAGGAACGGAGAUGGCAAUGUGACUACAUAUUGCAGUAGCAAGAUAGGGUGAAGAAAAGAAGGUUGGGUACUGAAAUAAAGACCACACACUUGUGAAUUUUAAUUUCAUUUCCAGGCUAACCUACUUUUUAUUUAAUGCAAAUUACAGUACCAGUUAACUAUUUCCAAACCAAGUCACAUAGAACGAAAUGUAUUUACAAGGGAAUGGGGAAAGGGGAAAAAAAACAUUGAGCAUACUUUUCACAAAAAAGUUUAUAUUUAAAAUGAAAAAAAAUCAGUCACAGAGGCAUUCAAGUAGUAAUAAUGUUAUACAGAUUUUGCUUUUCCUUUAUAUCAAGACAGAUUUGCACAAGUGUUUGCAAUAGUUUGUAUACAACCCACAGUCCUUUAUAUAUAUAUAUAUAUAUAAUAAAUUUUGUUUAGAUUUGUUUUUAAGAUGGAAGUGGUCACGCUAAUUGGUAUGUGUACAGGCCCAAGUGAUCCAUCGGCAACACAUUUAUAAUGCAAAUUUUACAGGCAAGCACAUUUUCAUACAUCUAUCUGUAUCUGCCUGUAGACAGAUAUUAAGAAAAAAAACUGAAAAAUGAACACAAGGAAGUCUACUUUGUCAAGCUAACCCCUUAUGUACUGGUUGUCAUUUUGCUUUUAUUGCAGAGGUGCAAAACGGAGCAACAAACUUGAAUAAAACGUCAUAACCCUUGUGAAAAUAAUCCAAACCCCAGGGAUUACUUUCAAAGCCUCUCAGACGUAGACCUUAGUCUGGGACUCUACUCUGCUUCUAGUUGUCUCUCUUAUUUUCAGUGGCUCAGGUUUCUACCAGAAAAGACAGAUUUUAUUGUAAAGCAUGCUUAGUUUAUUUUUCUAUAUAGGGGAGAAAGUGUUCGGCUCUGUGAUUAGAUGAUCACUAACAUAAAAAAUAGAAAUCAGAUACAAUUUUGGUUUAAAACAAAGGAUAACCCCCCAAACUCCUGGGGAUCUGGCAUUGGCCAAACUUCCUUUGGAAGAUUUCCAAAGUUAAAUCCCUUAAAAAGGAAAGGGAAAAAGAAAUGCCAGUGUCUUUAUAUCCACAGGGAUAGAGAAUACAAUAGUCCUCUCAGAAACCUUUGCAUUGGUGCAGACAAGAUGACUGGUUAGGCAGGCUUUGUUAAAACACAAACCAAAAAUAUGUGUCUAAAAAUUAAGAGGACUUAAAAAAUGGACACAACAUGUCACUGGAAAGAAGGUGCAGUCUUCUGCCUUGCUGGAAUGAACACACGAUGUUUCAAAAAUAGCAACCUUUGGUUUGGUAAAGUUUGUUUUUUUCUUCUACUCAAGACAUCUUAUAUGGAGUACUUGGAGGCAAAACAAAUGAUUUUUUUUUCUUUCAAAAAAGGUCUUCAUGAUGGGCAUACAGUAAGAAUCAAACUUAUUUAAGAAGGAAAUGAAAAUGACAUUUCACUGAACAGGGAUAGAGGUGGCAGGAGGGAGGGGAAAGGUAAGAGUUCUCUUGUUAAAACAACAGUCCUCUGUUGGCAUGUCCUCUUGGCUCGGUGGCACUCGACGCAGUAACUGCUAGUAAUUGCACUACAGCAUUUCAGACCACUGAUGUAUCAAAACCUGGUACUAUUAAGAAACUUGGAUUUAUAAAACCUGUCUCUCUCUCUCUCUCUCAUUUGGGAAGGAAGUAGAUAAGGGGCAGAGAGCAUGGAAGGCUCCCGGAACCUGCUGUUUUGUAAGACCUGUGGUUGGGAUUUGGGGAAGAGAUGAGCAAACUUGAAUUGAUUCGGUCUCUUCCAGCUCUAGGGCUCCCUGGCACUACACAAAGUCCCUGGAUGGACUAAGUAUGAAAUGAAACCGGUCACCGCUGACUGCGGAGGAAACAGCUGUUCAGAACUGAAACAAAAGCAGGGCUUAAAUGAAGUGAGAUCAUGGACGAGGUUUCCUCUUUGCACUCCUGAGCAUGGUAUCACUGAAAUUAACUGUGGAAGGGGCAAAGACACUGUUAGGAGUGAGCUAUUAUUUCAAAGGGAAAGGGGUAGGAUAGGGAGACACGGGUAGAAAAACCAAUUAAAAUUUGAAAAAUGA